Paramecium primaurelia is the source of this 255-nucleotide messenger RNA. The record is from the annotation of a GenBank genome assembly. NCBI's taxonomy places the organism in Eukaryota, Ciliophora, Oligohymenophorea, Peniculida, Parameciidae.
AUGGAUACUAUUUAUGCCUUAGUCCAACUAGAAAAUGAGGAUACUUUUAUGAUUGUUAAUUAGAUGAUAUCAAUGUUAAAUAAAACGAUUAAGUGAAAAUAGAAAAUAUUGAAUAGAAUUGAAUUUUUGCUAAGCACGGCCCUUUUAAAAAAGAAAGAAUAACAAUACUUCAUACAAAAAAUAGCUUUCAAAAUUUUGGAAACAAUCUAUAUAAAAGAUUAUUUAUAACCAACAAAAUACCUUAUCCAUCUUUGA